Volvox carteri f. nagariensis is the source of this 687-nucleotide messenger RNA. RefSeq lists its product as uncharacterized. Lineage: Eukaryota; Viridiplantae; Chlorophyta; Chlorophyceae; Chlamydomonadales; Volvocaceae. Gene Ontology annotation, cellular component: nucleus. The record is from RefSeq and is a predicted model, not a curated record. Bases 1 to 687 code for a protein of 228 amino acids. The transcript has 6 exons. Gene Ontology annotation, molecular function: deSUMOylase activity. Gene Ontology annotation, biological process: protein desumoylation.
AUGGUGGACUUCCGGCCGAACAGCGUGUUGGUGAUUGAGCUGCCUCGCGCCAAGCUGCAGUGUAUGGACCUGGGGGUGUGGCUGAAUGAUGAGGUCAUCAAUAUGUACAUGCUGCUGCUGCAGGCGCGGGAUACACGGCUCCGGCGCGCAGCGGCCGCUGGAGGUAACGCUGCUGGGGGUUCCGCCUCCUCCCCAUACACGCCGCCCCGCUGCCACUUCUUCAACAGCUUUUUCUACAACAAGCUGUUCCAGGGAGCUUACAACUACGCCAACGUGCGGCGAUGGACAACUCCCAAGCAGCUCAGCAACAAGCUGCAGCUCGACCGCAUCAUCAUGCCCAUCCACAAGGGAGUGCACUGGACGUGCGCUGAGGUGGAUCUACGGGCCCGGGUGGUGAGGUACUACGACUCGCUGAAGGGUGAGGACCACGCCCUGGUACGGCACCUGCUGAGCUGGGUGUCGGAUGAAUCUGCGGAUAAACUCAAGCAACGGUGGGAUACUUCCAAGUGGCAGGUCGAGUUCCCCAAGAACAUUCCCGAGCAGCACAACGGCUGCGACUGCGGCGUGUUCUCCAUCAUGUUCGCUGACCGCCGCGGCGCAGGGCUGCCGUUUGACUUCAGCCAGCGAGACAUGCCGCUGCUGCGAAUCAAGGUGCUGCAACGCAUCGUGCAGAUGCGAGUCGAUUGA